Messenger RNA from Trichoderma reesei QM6a, 1638 nucleotides. RefSeq lists its product as uncharacterized. The record is from RefSeq and is a predicted model, not a curated record. Lineage: Eukaryota; Fungi; Ascomycota; Sordariomycetes; Hypocreales; Hypocreaceae. Gene Ontology annotation, molecular function: oxidoreductase activity, acting on paired donors, with incorporation or reduction of molecular oxygen; monooxygenase activity; iron ion binding. The transcript has 6 exons. Bases 1 to 1638 code for a protein of 545 amino acids.
AUGUCCAAGACUUGGGCAGUGCUGGGCUUGGGUGCCGUGACAUUUCUACUGUGGCGCCUCAGCAGAAUCGGUCGAAGGCCUAGUAACUACCCCCCUGGGCCGCCGACUCUGCCUUUGAUCGGAAACCUUCACCAAAUGCCCACCAAGAAUGCCCACCUACAGUUUCAGAAAUGGGCACAGGAAUAUGGGCCCGUGUACUCACUUAUGCUGGGAACCAAAGUAGCCAUUGUCUUGUCGUCAGAUGUGGCCGUCAAAGACCUCUUGGACAGACGUAGCUCGAUCUAUUCAGGGCGGCCAGAGCUCUAUAUGGGGCAGGAGAUUAUGAGUGGCGGUUAUCGGCCACUUUUCAUGGGAAACAAUUCUGUGUGGAAAAUGGUCCGAAAGCUUGCACACGGCCUCCUCAGCGUAAAAGUCUCCCGAACUUAUGUCCCGUACCAGGACCUUGAAGUGAGAGCCAUGUUGAUGGGCUUACUUGAAAGCCCAGGCGACUUCUUGAACCAUAUUCGUCGAUAUACAACCUCUCUAACCACGCAAAUGGCUUUUGGAUACAGAACCCCAGAAAGUGAUGACAAGAAUUUGCUGGAGAUGUUUGAAAAUUUCGAAGAGCUGUCAAGGCUGACUGGAAGUCAGUCUGCCGCCAUCCUCGAUCUAUAUCCAAUCGCAAGGCUUCUCCCUGACUUUCUCCUCCCUGUCAGACGAAUGGGGAGAGAAUACCACAAGAGAGAGUUGAAGCUAUUCAUGAAGCACUUCAUCAAUGCUCGGACCCAGCAGCCGUGUUGCGCCAUUGAUCUUCUUCGCGCACAAAAGGAGUAUGGAUUCUCCGAUGAGCUCGGCUGUUAUCUGAGCGGCUCUCUCUUACAAGCUGGCUCCGAAACGACGGCCAUCAUCCUGGUUGGGUUCUUCCAAGCGAUGCUGGUCUUCCCCGAGGUCGCGAAAGAAGCCCAAGCGGAGAUUGACCGUGUUUGCGGAGAUCGCAUGCCUGAUCUGAACGACUUUCCAGAUUUGCCAUAUGUCCGCGCCUGUAUGAAGGAAAGCUUGCGCUGGAUGCCUGCUACUGCUUUGGGAGUCCCCCAUGCUGUUACCCAAGACGAUUCUUAUAUGGGCUAUCACAUCCCCAAAGACGCUGGCCUCAUACUGAAUGUCUGGGCCAUUCAUAAUGACCCAAAGCGACACCCCGAUCCACGAAGGUACAAUCCUGCCCGUUGGGCGGGCGAUAACCAAAACUCUGCGCAAGCAGCAGUCAACCCUGAUCCAGCCAAGCGCGAUCACUUCGUAUUCGGCGCCGGCAGGAGACUGUGUCAGGGGAUGCACAUUGCCGACCGGUCGCUCUUCUUGGCCAUGGCUCGUACGCUUUGGGCCUUUGACCUGAAGCGACCGAUGGAUAGGCAAACGGGGCGGGAGGUCAUCCCAGACGUGGACAACAUCAAAGACGGCCUGUUUAUAUCGCCCAUGCCUUUCGCAGCUGAUAUUGUCCCCAGAAGCGAAAGCAGAGCCACAGCAGUUAGAGAGGAGUGGGACAAGGUGGCAGGGUUGCUUGAUGAGAAUAUGCAGUGGAAGACUGUCCCGGAAGGUCUGAAGUGGAAGGACUAUGAGCCUCUGGACGAUGAGAAUGAAGACAUACUAGACUCCCUGUCAUGA